Molecule: messenger RNA, 1507 nt
Organism: Emericellopsis atlantica
Lineage: Eukaryota; Fungi; Ascomycota; Sordariomycetes; Hypocreales; Bionectriaceae
Product: DNA replication/checkpoint protein
Exons: 3
Coding region: 155-1507 (450 amino acids)
Biological process (GO): DNA replication; DNA replication initiation; double-strand break repair via break-induced replication
Cellular component (GO): DNA replication preinitiation complex
Molecular function (GO): DNA replication origin binding; single-stranded DNA binding
Source: RefSeq, a predicted model, not a curated record
CCGUCUGUCAAAUCCGACGCGUCGCAGCGCGCCGUCCCGCAUCAAAUCUCGAAACCCAUAUUAUCUUCCAGUAUCGCACUUCGCUUAUCAUUGGCGACUCCUCACUAUCCUAUUUCAACGUGGAGAAACGCUCCAUUGAUGAGACACUGCCAUCAUGGACGAGGAAAGCCGAACCGAGUACGAUGUUAAGGCCAAGAAUGUGCGGCUGGAUUUGAAGACGUGGGAGACCCAAUGGUUGGAGAAGCACGGGAAGAAGCCAGGUCGUGAGGACAUCAAGAGCAACCCCGAGAUCGCCGACAAAUACCGCCAAUAUCAACGAUACCGCAACAUACUCGAUGGCAAGAUAUCACCGCCAGCCAAAGAUCAAGGCCGAAAACGAAAGUCAACAAGCAACAGCGUACCAGUGGGCACUCCAUCCAAGCGAACGCGACACACUGAAACUCCGUCAAAAUCGCGUGUUUUGGAUGUGCAACUGGAGCAGACACCGACCAUAUCAAGAAAGCUGUUCAGUCCAACGGCUGUUACAUCAUUAGGCCCUACACCGCAACGAGAUGGCAAGGUGCUUGGGCUUUUCGACUUGCUCGGCGAUGAUGCACAAACGCCUUCCAAGGACAAGGUGCACAGCACAACCAGCAAAAGCAAGAUAUACGCCACGCCUAGCAAGACGACCUCGAGUUUGGAUCUCGCUGUCACACCACGGAUGGGAAGGACACCGAUGUCAGACAGCAAACGAAAGUAUCUCAAUACGUUCGUUUCACCAGUGAAACCGGGCGGCGACCUUCAGAAUACCGCAGCGACUCCCUCGAAACUCCAUUUCGACACGCCUCAAUUCCUUCGACGACACACCCUUUCUACCGUGGACGAGAAUGGUGAGAUCGACAGAGUAGCGCCAUUGAGGCUGCCGCGAAAACAGUUUGGCAGAGGCCUCAGUGAGAUAGUGGCAAGUCUACGAAAAGUGGAAGAGGACAAGGCCGACGAGGACUUGGAGGCGUUGCGGGAUAUGGAGGCAGAGGACUCGGGCCAGCCAAGACCAGUCGCGAAACCUAAGCCAGCACCGGAUGACAUACUUGUUGGGGACAGCCAAGCGCACAAUCUCCCACUUGGCGGUUUUGAUGACGUGGAUGUCUCCGAAAGCGAUGGACACGAGGGCAAAGAUCGGCAAGGGCAGCCCAUGAGGUUAUUCAAGAAGAAGGGGCAGAAGAGAACGACCAGAAAGGUCAACAUCAAGCCGACAUGGAACAAGCGACCCACGGCACCAGUCACGACCGUGGGUAUCGACGAGGACGAUGAGGAAGUCGUUCCAAAGACCCAACUCAACGAAGGCGACGAGGACUUUGGGGACAUUAAGGCGAAGAAGAAGAAGGUGGAGAAGAAAGAGGGCACCGUGAAGAAAGCCGCUAGAAAGGUCAAUGAGCUGGCACAUGCCAACUUUCAGAGACUGAAGUUGAAGAACAGCGGCGCCAAGGGUGGACCAGGGCAGAAUAGCCGGUUUCGGAGGAGAAGAUAG